This is a messenger RNA of Staurois parvus, 388 nucleotides long. The record is from the annotation of a GenBank genome assembly. NCBI's taxonomy places the organism in Eukaryota, Metazoa, Chordata, Amphibia, Anura, Ranidae.
AGUGAAUGCAGGGUCCGGGGAGAGCGGAUAUAGUGAAUGCAGGGUCCGGGGAGAGCGGAUAUAGUGAAUGCAGGGUCCGGGGAGAGCGAAUAUAGUGAAUGCAGGGUCCAGGGAGACCGGAUAUAGUGAAUGCAGGGGGGAGACCGGAUAUAGUGAAUGCAGGGUCCGGGGAGACCGGAUAUAGUGAAUGCAGGGUCCGGGGAGACCAGAUAUAGUGAAUGCAGGGGUCCGGGGAGACCGGAUAUAGUGAAUGCAGGGUCCGGGGAGACGGAUAUAGUGAAUGCAGGGUCCGGGGAGACCAGAUAUUGUGAAUGCAGGGUCCGGGGAGACCGGAUAUAGUGAAUGCGGGGUCCGGGGAGACGGAUAUAGUAAAUGCGGGGUCCGGGGA